Monoraphidium neglectum is the source of this 570-nucleotide messenger RNA. RefSeq names its product nicastrin. The transcript has 3 exons. Gene Ontology annotation, biological process: protein processing. Gene Ontology annotation, cellular component: membrane. Lineage: Eukaryota; Viridiplantae; Chlorophyta; Chlorophyceae; Sphaeropleales; Selenastraceae. The record is from RefSeq and is a predicted model, not a curated record. Bases 1 to 570 code for a protein of 189 amino acids.
AUGUUCAUUGCUCAUCAUCCUUUCCACGUGCACCCGACCGGAAAACAGGUGCUGCACCCAGACCCUCAGAGCCCCUUUUACAAGGACGACACGUCCAGGUUCCUGUGGAACGCCCUGGCAGCAGCCACCGCGGGGAGCGGCCCGGGGUCACGCGGCGCCACGUGCGACCCCGUAAAGAACAAGUGCCCGGCCGGGCAGGUCUGUGUCGGCUGGAAGCGCGGCGACAAGGACCCCUCCCUCCUCGGCACCUGCCUCAACGCCACCGCACACUACGUACCCUCCCUAUCCACCCGCAUCACCUGCGCCCACUGCGACGACAUCUAUGGCGCGUUCGCGUGGGUCGAGACCGACGCGUCGGAUUUGUGGGCGCAGCAGCACGGGUGGCCGCGGGACCCGAUGUGGUGCGAGUCCAACUGGCCGCAGGGGGUGCCCUUCAUCCAGCUGUACCUAUUGAAGCCCUACUCAACGCGGGUCGGCGUGCUGCUGGCCGGGAUCGGGCUGACAGUGGCGGCGCUGGCCGCGUCGCUUGCAGGGCGGCGCAUGUUUGAAAAGCACUUGAAACGCAGCUGA